Molecule: messenger RNA, 3188 nt
Organism: Salarias fasciatus (jewelled blenny)
Lineage: Eukaryota; Metazoa; Chordata; Actinopteri; Blenniiformes; Blenniidae
Gene: fgl2a
Product: fibrinogen-like 2a
Exons: 5
Coding region: 226-1743 (505 amino acids)
Source: RefSeq, a predicted model, not a curated record
CUCUCCCUCCUGCAGGCUGCUCUCAUGCACACACUCUCAAACCAAUAAGAUUCUGGACACACACAUACACAUUCUCACACUUGCAGGCACACACACACACACGCCACACAUACACACACACUGCCAGACGCAUUUGAUCUUCAAGUUAUUACAGAGUCGGUUGGGACACACUUAGUUUGCUCGCAUUUAUCUCCAUCACAAGUUUCAAGGGGGAAAAAAAAAAAAAUGAGGACAUUUGUGUUUUGCGUUUGCGCCUCUCUCCUGCUGGUGCCGCCGAUCAGCCGGGCUGCAGACUUCCCGGUCAACUCUCACCAGAGAUGGGAUGCCCGAGGACCCUACAACUUGGGAUCUGAUUCCGGCGUCUCCUCCUCCUCCUCCUCUUCCUCCUCCUGUCCCGUCAAACUUCGACCCUCGGGCCAGUGCGGGGGCUCCGGGGCAGACGACGCUGAGGACUGCCCUUACCAGCUCACCCUGCCUCCCCUCACCAUCCAGCUGCCCAAGCAGUUCAGGCUGCUGGAGAAGACGAUGAAGGAGCUGCAGAGCCUGAAGGAGGUGGUAAACAAGCUGAAGAGCGGGUGCCAGGAGUGCCGGGGGGCACGGGGCAACGGGGCUUUCGGACAUCAGCAGGCGGACCAGGGACAGAUCCAGAGAGAUUCCGGGGAGGAGGUGAGGCUGGACCUGAUGGGACAGGAUGUGCAAGCGGGAUCCAGCCAAGAGGAGAGGGGAGAUGGGAUGAUUUUUGGAGGUUCUCUGGACGGUACCGGACCGGGACAAGGUUCCAUAUUUGGGAAAAUACCAUCAAGCCCCAGCACAAUGCAAGAGAUGCAGGUGAAGAUGAAUAAGAUGUCUGCCAGCCUGCGCAACGCCCGGAGCCAGAUCUCGGCUCUGCAGGGCCGCCUGGAGGGGCUCAGCCUGCUCAACGUGGACAACGUGCAGGCCAUGGUGGACAGACGGGUGGAGAACAUCUCCGGAGUGGUCAACAAGCUGAGCUCCAUCUGCAGCACCCCGUGUGCAGCAAUUAAAGCCCAAGAAACAGUUAUCACGGCCCCUCGGGACUGUUCGGACUACAGCGUGCUGAAGGUGAGGAAGAACGAUGUGUAUCAGGUGACCCCUGAUCUCCGCAACGGCACGUUUGAGGUGUUCUGCGACAUGGAGUCCUACGGAGGGGGCUGGACGGUGAUACAGCAGCGCCUCAACGGCUCGGUCAGCUUCAACCGCACCUGGGCCGAGUACAAGAAGGGCUUUGGAAAUCUCAGGGGGGAGUUCUGGUUGGGUAACGACCACAUCCACAUGCUGACAAAGGCCAAAGACAUGGUUCUGCGCAUCGAGUUGGAGGACUUCGAGGGCGUCCGGGAGUACGCCAAGUACGACCAGUUCUACGUGUCCAAUGAGUUCCUACGCUACCGGCUGUCCAUCAGUGGAUACAGCGGGACAGCUGGGAAUGCUAUAAGUUUCAACAAGAACUUCAACCACGACCAGAAGUUCUUCUCCACGCCCGACCGCGACAAUGACAUGUACCCCUCCGGAAACUGCGGGUCCUACUACAGCUCCGGCUGGUGGUUCGACGCCUGCAUGUCGGCCAACCUCAACGGGAAGUACUACCACAAGCGGUACAAGGGCGUCAGGAACGGGAUCUUCUGGGGAACGUGGCACAACAUGUCGACGGAGUACUACCCGACCAACUACAGGCAGGCCUUCAAAACGGUCAAGAUGAUGAUACGACCCAAGAACUACAGCCCUUAAAGAGGACGGGCAAACGUCUGGGGAGUAGCCAGGCAGAUGGCAAGGCGGCAAAUCCAAAAGACAAAGAAAAUGGAAGAACAAGUACAUAAAGACUCAAGCACUCACACAUUUACAUGUAUUUACAUUUACAUGCAUCCAUUUGCGUACAUCAGAAAAGAUUAUAAACCCUAUAGAGAGUCUGAAUGCAGUGCUAACGAAAAAAUUGAGGGAAAAUUGAAGCGUGAUUUCUUUUUCCACUGUAGUGAGUGUUGGCCUUCAGAAUGAUAAUAAAAGACAAUGGACUAUGAACAAAGAUGGACUAAUAAAAAAAAUAAAGACACACACAAAUUCAAACAUCCACAAACUGGGGGUGUAAAGGCCAGCCUCCUACAGGAGCCAUAACAUUAUACGGUGGGUUACCAUGAGAGAUUUUUCUCUGGUCUCUGACAUUUCUCCACUUUCUGUCCUGCUGCCUCCCGCAAUAAACCCGGCUGAGACGCAGCGCAGCACAUACUAGUAGUAAAACCUAAUGAGCUAUCAUUUUCUCUGCUGUAAAUGAUUUCAUAAUUAACAGCAGCCACUCAAGUGAGGUAUAUGAGAGCUGAUGAUACACUUUAGGGCUGAUCUCAAAUUCAUUGCGAAGGACUGCAUGCUGGGUCAGAGUCAAACUGUUUCCCCCCCAAAAAAAGGUUCAGGCAAUAACAUAUGUCACUCUUUAGGAAGCCGUGCGCAAGUAAAACUCAGUGUCAUUUAAUCAAUUACACUGGGACAGCUUGCAAAUGUAUCAUUAUUGGACACAGUAUAAAACAUCCUGGUAUAAAUAUGCAGCCCAAGACAAAUUUCUUUUGAAUAAUUCCCCCCCGUACACGCUGCAUUAUUGAUGCUUUAGUAAAUUCUCCCUGACAGGAGCCAGGGAGCAGGACACUGCUGGAAGCACUGAACUCUCCAGAAGCCACACAGCAGUUUUCAUUGUGAAAAAUCCUCCUUGACUCACCACCGUUUGUACAACACUGCUAUCUAAUGUUAGGAAGCUGUAUAGCAUCAUUUAAUCCAUUUUAUACACACUGUGAAUGGGAAAAAUGGGGAGAGGAAUGUUGCACCCUAAGGAUGUGUACAGUAUUUAUUUUACUUUGUGAGGUAUGAUAAGUUUUUUAUGAUGUAUAGUUCAUGCAGUACAGAGUCUAAUGAUUGUUGAUAUUUGAACAGCGCUAAAGACUGUGAUAGUUGUGACACUUCAAAGUAAACGCAUACAUAUCUGGAGCUUGGUGUGUGUUCCAUAAUAAUCUUUUCUAUUGUUCAUACUCAAUUAUCAUGCACUUUUUCAUAUUCAAAGUGAAUAAAGCUGAAGUAGCCUAACAAGGCUGUGUAGAUUGCAGUGUCUGGCGGUUCAGAGUCAUAUAAUUGCCUGCUCAUCUUAGAAAGUAUGUUCUGUACCGGAUUAAACUUAAAAGAAAACAGCGCAAAAA